Molecule: messenger RNA, 3773 nt
Organism: Amoebophrya sp. A25
Lineage: Eukaryota; Dinophyceae; Syndiniales; Amoebophryaceae
Source: the annotation of a GenBank genome assembly
UCUAAAGCCUAGGACUGGGCCUCCCCAGAAUACCGCUGCUACCCCAAAUACUGGUGUAAAUAAAACGUCAAAGCAAGUCUCCACAUCAAAGACGAACCAUGCUACGAAAGAGGAGCUCCGUCUGAAUCCCAGUGUUAGCCAGCAAGUAAUAGUCUUUGACAAAGAGGGCCCCGGAACCUGGAAAAAAAAUCAGAGUCAGAAACAGGCCCGACUACUCAACCACUUGAAGAGGCUCUUUCCACCCAGGGAAAAGUCGUCGGACAAGGACAAGGAACAACAAGAAGAUCUUCAUGACCAAGAAGAUUAUAAAGGACCUGCAUCUACUCCUGUCGUUUCGGGAUCGCCGCCUUGCCCGCUUUCCCUUCGAGGGCAGAAGGAGAGGACACCCACUGAGUGUGACAUGGAGGAGCUUGGUCCAUCCUCUUCUGCCGAUGGACCAGUUGUAGCGGAAGCUUCAUCUUCUAUCGACGAAGGGGCCCAGAAAGAAACUGAAAACUCGGCUCCUCAAGCAGGUGGUCGUGUAGAAGUAGUACUAGCUAAAGACAAACAGGAAAAAGAGGAAGAGCAUAUUGAUAUUCAGGCAGAAAGAAGUGACAAAAGUAGAGGCGACUCGGCUAGAAAAUCCACCUCGUGGGCAGCAAUGACCUUAGAUGAGGAAGAGGGGGAGGGCAGAAAUGAAAAUUUUGAGGAGUUGUCUAGUAGUAAAGGACAAGAUACUAUUAGAAGUACUAGUCCCCGCGAAAAAGGAGAGGUGGAUGUUGUCGUAGAAACCCCUCCUAAACAGGAGGUGGCAAAGCCUAGUACAACAGGCGAUGGCGCAACUGCAGAAGAGUCGUCCUCGUCGGAGGAUAAGGGGAAUCCUACUACAUCGGAGGAGGUUAACGAAGUGCUGAAAGAAGUGAAUAUAUUCGAAGAUACAGGUCCAACUGAAGCUGCGAAGUCUGCGACUACGAGUCCCACUGUAGACCCCUGUCGUGGUGAAGAUGAAAACGGAAAGAACGAUCAUGAUGAGCCUGAAGUGGUGCAGGAAGCUAGUAAAGCUAAAGUACAGGAAGGCCAGGAGCAAAAAGAUGUUAACAACUCUCUACUUGCUAAAGAAUGCGCGUCGAAGUCGACGAGCGCACAGUUGGGAAAAUCUCCCAGACCAAAGGUGGUCGUUUUCGUUGAGCAGCCACGUGAUGCGAUGGCUUUGGCAUGGCGACUGACAGAGGGCGGCUACAAAGUAGCCGACAUCCAUCGGACGCGUGCUGAUCGACACCAGUUAAUCACACAGUUCAAGAAUGGGAAGCUGGAUAUCUUGGUGACAACGACCACAGAGGACUUGGGUGACUGCUCCGUGACUGACACGGUCCUUUUCGAACUCGGACCUUUGAUGGAGGUAUCAUCAACUGCACACUAAAAAAAUCUGGUAUGUGAUUGUGAUACGUGAUACUACUUUGAGAAUAUUGAAAUUCAUCUACAAUGAAUGUGUUUCUUUGUGCAUAAGGAACUGGUAACCACAAUCCACGCAUCUGUUUCUGAUAUUCAACUCCCCAGAAUGUCAAUUACACACAGGAGUACAUCAAACGAGUGAAUCGCGCGGCAAGCAACCCCUCUGGAAGAGGCCAUGCUCUCGUGUUUUUCGAGUACUCUGACGUGCUACCUGAUCACGCGAGACGAUUAAUCAAAGUGCUGGAGGAAGCCCAGGCAAGUGAGGGCUUUGUCGUUCCUACACCAAGUGAAGAGGGCUUUGUCGUUUCUGCUGUCGUUCCUGCUGAGUUGUAUACUAUGAGUGGAGAACAAGAACAUCAAUAACUUCUAGAGUUUAUUUACUUUUCUCAACUAUUAACUUGUAGUUCGUUGUACGUGGAGGUGAGGUCCGUCUCUUCCCAUGUUUGUUCUCCGUGAGUGAUUAAUAUUGACGUCCUCUGCCUUCAUUUAUUUGAAGACCUCGUCUUUACUCGUGGUAAACGACGCCGCGUUGUCUCUUCUAACGGUCGAAUCGCGGACGAAGUCAAGGCUGGAAAACGCGUGGCGCGAAACAAGCAUCUACGGAAUAGUAGUGAGGAAUUCACCUACAGUACGGAAUUCAACUACAGUACGAAAAAAUUCAACAGUACUAGUACGGAGGAGGUCACUAGUUGUCGUGCGGGUCGUGCGGGCGUCGCCGUUAGCAGUGCUGGCGGCAGCAGCGCACUUACAGUCGAGGCUCAGGCUGUCAGUGAGACCCAGACGACCCAACGGACGCACAACAAUUUCAAGGUGAAACCAUUGUUCCAGUUCAAUACAAACAAGAAGCCGCUACUACAGCUGCCAGAAGAUGGGGCAAGCACAUCCGACAGUUUUUUUGUGAGUCCGUAUAGCUACAACGGCCAGUGGAGCAAUAGAGGACCUGACACGACCGCAUCGACAUCGCAUGUAGUAUUAAGGCUCAAUACAAUUCCACAUAAUUCCUGCUGCAAGCCAUUGCUCCUUAUUUCCUUCCUCGUAGGAUAAUCGGGAGAAAUGUAGAAAAAAUGUACGCAAGAAAUGACCUCGUCACGCAGUUGUUGCGCUCUAAUAUUACCGCCACCACCUCCCCCACCCGCUCCAAUUCCAGUGGCAUGUCCGGUUGUGGUCCUAGAUCAACAUCCACUUAGAUCUGGGUCAAAGCGAAGUCGGAAAAAUAAUACGUUCCAAACCCAACAUUUAUGAAGCAUAGCUUAAAGGUGUUCUUGUUGCCGUUCGUGGCUUUGCCUUCCUGAAGGGGGCAAGGCGUAACGAAUGGGAUAUACGAACACCAAAAGCCUACCCCUAAACUUAAUGAACAAGAAUGCUUCCUCAUCAACAGCGGCGCCAGUGCAUAUGUCACCUUUGUCGAACAACAUCAUGAGCACGACUUCUGCGCUCAACAUCAUGAGUACCAGCACUUCUGCGCUCAACUCUGCGCUCAACAACAACGCUUCCUCGUCAACUACGGCUGCACAGCUACAGGCAAUACCUAAUGGCAGCCAGGAGGGACAAGGACAAGGAACUGCCGUAGCUACCCCAAGCGGAACAACUCCUGUCGUGGCUGGUGUACCCGCUUCCUCUACAACAGGUACACACGUAGCGACGUCAUCCUCCUCUUAUAGCUGUGUACCACCUGAAGAGGUCGUGACCGCCAGCACUAGUAGUGCUGCGAACAAUAUUAAUGUCGAGAUGCUCGUUGGAAACGACAACACUAACAAGAACAACAAAGUAAUCCCUGUACGUCCAAAUCCAUACAAUUUAGGCUGCCCAAGUUCAUCGUCUAACGGAGUGGGACCAGCGGCGACGGCGUCGCCCCAUUUUUUCUCACCAAAUGCUGCAACUAUGGUAGCAGGCCAACCUAACGGAGUUGUAGGACCAGCUGCAACUAUGGCAGCAGGCCCGCGUGGUGGAGGUCACAAUAGUUAUGGUCACAACAUUUUUUGAGUGUCCAUCAUUCUCGGCAUCUUGGUCCCCUUUUUCCUUGUAUUCUCGUGAAAUACAAAGCAAAGAAAGGGGUCAAGAUGAGGGGAGGACCGAGAAGAGGCAUUCUAGCACACGCUAAAACAGAAGAAAUCGACGUAAAGGUGGGACGAAGAUGGGCGCCGACUUUCAUAUGUGUGGGCACCAGCACGGAAUGGGAAAGGAACAUCACCAUCAACAGGACCACGGAAUGGGGACGAACGGCCAACGUCACAACCUCAUGUCCCCUCCACACGAAAUCGUGGCUAUGUAUGAACAAGGCCUACUAGGUCAUCCACAAGGGCAUCCACAAGGUCUAGGUCAUCCUUCUCGCAGUACUCCUG